AUGACAACAGUUUUGACCACAUUCAUUGUCAGGUUCAUAUGCUUUUUUAAGGUUGGUAUGUCUACCUUUAUGCUGUCCCGAACACUUUGGAAGGAACAGUAUUACGUUUUUGCUCCACUGUGGCAAUUUUUCUCUAAUAGUUUUCCAGAUUCAUAUCAUCAGUUGCAGCAUCAGCAGAUUGAUUGGAGGCAUGAUCCCUGUAUCUUGCAGAACAGCACAUUUUAUCAAAUAGCUGAACAAGGAGACAUACUUGCUGAUCCUGCAGUCGAUGUGGAUGGCCACGAAAUUCGCCCAUAUUGACUAGGUGACGGUGCUUACCUGAUAUUUCUGUGGCUGCAAAUACCAUUGCUGGAGGCAACAAGGGAUCAGCGUGAAAUACAGUUUAACCAAGAGCUAUUUAGUGGCAGGGUGAAAGUCGAGUGUGCCUUUGGCUGCCUGAAAUCUGGGUUGAAAAUUUUACACAAGCAGCUUGACAGUGUCAUAGCAUUCUCCUUCAAAACUGCCAUUGCCUGUGCUCUAUUGCACAACGUUUGUAUCAAAAUGGGAGACGAUUGGGAUGACAAUGGAAAUCCUCAUCACUGUGAUUGUCAUCAUGACAACAGAGAUGUUGUACGAGAUGGAGAUGAAAUCUGA
This is a messenger RNA of Porites evermanni, 633 nucleotides long. Lineage: Eukaryota; Metazoa; Cnidaria; Anthozoa; Scleractinia; Poritidae. The record is from the annotation of a GenBank genome assembly.